AAAUGAACAAAAUUUUCUUGUUUCUCUUUACAAUUUUAUCCUUAUUCCAAAAAAUUAACUCUCAAAGUGACACAUUAACAACUUCACAAAUUCUCAAAGAUGGUCAAACAAUAAUUUCAUCAGAUGGAACAUUUGAAUUGGGAUUUUUUUCUGCAGGCAAAAAUAGUUCAUCAAUAAAUCGUUAUAUUGGUAUUUGGUACAAAAAGAUUUCAGCUUUUACACCAAUUUGGGUUGCAAAUAGACAAAUUCCAGUAAAGGGUAUUUCUGGAAUCUUGAAAAUUGUUGAACCAGGUUAUCUUGUUUUGAUUAAUAAUGUUACUAAUGACACUAUUUGGAGUACUAAUUCUUCAAUAAGUGUGAAAAAUCCAGUUGCUAAGUUGUUGGAUACAGGGAAUUUUGUGGUUAAAGAUGCAAAUGAUGAUGAGUUGUUGUUGUGGCAGAGUUUUGAUUAUCCUAGUGAUACUUUGUUAGCAAGUAUGAAACUUGGAAGAGAUUUGGUGACUGGGUUGGAAAGGUAUCUUAGGUCAUGGAAAAGCGACGAUGAUCCUGCUCCCGGGGAUUAUACAUAUCAUUGUGAUCCUACAGGUUAUCCACAGGACCUUAUGAGAAAAGGUCCUAAUGUAGUUUAUAGAGCCGGGCCAUGGAAUGGUCUUAGAUGGAGUGGAGCACCAAACAUGGUGAACAACUCGAUCACCUCUUUCGGCCUAGUCAUGAACAAUCAAGAAAUUUACUACAAAUACGAACUAGUAAAUAAAUCCGUGCUUACUACUUUAGUGCUAACACCUAAUGGUGAUGCGAUGCGUAUGAUUUGGUUAGAAAAGAGAGAGGGUUGGGUUAAUUACCAUUCCGUGGAUGCAGAUCAUUGUGACACUUACAAAUUGUGUGGUGCAUAUGGCACUUGCACAAUCUUUAGCGAUCCUGUGUGUCGUUGUUUGGAUAAAUUCAUUCCAAAACAUCCGGAUGAUUGGGACAGAGCUGACUGGUCAAGUGGUUGUGUCCGAAAUCAUCCAUUGAAUUGUUCAGAAGAUGGAUUUAUAAAGUAUUCUGGUGUUAAAUUGCCAGAUACUCGGGAUUCUUGGUUUAACGAGACUAUGACACUCGAUGAAUGUAAGUUAGUUUGCUUGAGAAAUUGUUCAUGUAUGGGAUAUACUAAUCUGGACAUCAGUAAUGGAGGAAGCGGGUGCUUGCUAUGGAUUGGGGAGCUCGUUGACCUCAGACAGCUAUCGGAAUCAGGACAGGAUAUCUAUAUUAGGAUGGCUGCUUCUGAGAUAAGUCCUAUCGAUGGAUCAAAUCGAAAGAAAAGAGUUAUACUUGCAAUUGCUUUGCCAUUAUCGAUUGCAACAGUUCUUCUAGUGGUUGGAGUAUGCCUGAUUCUUCGUAGACAGAAAAAGAGGGCGGAAACAAUGCUCAUAGAAAAAAGGAAAUUGGAUGACAACAAUAACAAAGAUAAAAACAAUCAAAUUCGUCGUGAAGCUUUGGAGCUACCACUCUUUGACUUGUCCACAAUAAUGGAGGCUACCGAUAACUUUUCACUUGAGAACAAGAUUGGAGCAGGCGGCUUUGGGAAAGUUUUCAAGGGAGUGCUAGAAGAAGGACAGGAAGUAGCUGUCAAGCGGCUCUCUGAAACGUCCAGACAAGGAAACGAUGAGUUCAAGAAUGAAGUCAUCUGCAUCGCAGAACUUCAGCAUCGAAAUCUUGUGAAGCUUCUUGGAUGCUGCGUCGAAGAAGAAGAGAAGAUAUUGGUGUACGAAUACAUGCCCAACAAAAGCCUGGAUUUAUUUAUCUUUGAUCAAACAAGGAGCACAUUACUUGAUUGGCCUAAGCGUUUCAACAUCAUCAACGGGAUUGCUCGAGGACUUAUGUACCUUCAUCAAGAUUCUAGGCUAAGAAUCAUCCACAGAGACCUUAAAGCUAGUAAUGUCUUACUUGAUUUUGAAAUGAACCCAAAGAUAUCAGAUUUCGGGAUGGCCAGAAGUUUUGGAGGGAACGAGACGGGAGACAAUACAAAUCGAGUGGUUGGAACAUAUGGUUACAUGUCCCCGGAGUAUGCAGUCGAUGGGAUUUUCUCAGUAAAAUCAGACGUCUUUAGCUUUGGCGUAUUGAUACUAGAAAUUGUAAGCGGAAAGAAGAACAGAAGAUUCAUUCAUCCGGACCACAAUCUCAACCUCAUUGGACAUGCAUGGAUGCUUCAUAGAGAAGGAAGAUCAUCGGAAAUAGUCGAUCCUAACUUGGUUGAAUCAUGUCAUACAUCUGAAUUGCAACGAUCGAUACACGUAGGAUUGUUAUGUGUUCAACAAAGUCCAGAGGACAGGCCAAACAUGUCUUCUGUGGUUUUAAUGUUGACAAAUGAAGGCAUUUUGCCACAACCAAAACCACCAGGUUUUUUCACAGAAAGGAACAUAGAUGAUGCCACUGGAUAUUCAUGGAGUGACCAAACACCUUGUUCUGUCAACGAUGUAACCAUCACUUUGUUGGAUGCUCGAUAGCAUGUACACAGAAUUUUGUGCAAGCAGUAUCGACCUAUUGUCACAGUUUUACUUCCUUGUGAAUUGCUCCUAACUUUUACUUUACACGAUAUAGACAGUAGCGUACACAGGAUUUUGCAUAACCAGUAUCGGCCUACUAUCACAAUUCGACUUUUAUUUCCUCACGAAUUAGUAUUUACAGUGUAUUAUACUAGUGUAAAUGACCUCAUACCCCACUUAUGAGACUACGCUGGAUAAA
Solanum verrucosum is the source of this 2724-nucleotide messenger RNA. Its product is annotated as G-type lectin S-receptor-like serine/threonine-protein kinase At4g27290. NCBI's taxonomy places the organism in Eukaryota, Viridiplantae, Streptophyta, Magnoliopsida, Solanales, Solanaceae. Gene Ontology annotation, biological process: protein phosphorylation; recognition of pollen. Bases 3 to 2486 code for a protein of 827 amino acids. The transcript has 8 exons. Gene Ontology annotation, molecular function: protein serine/threonine kinase activity; ATP binding. The record is from RefSeq and is a predicted model, not a curated record.